ACCCGGAAGUGACGCAGACGUCAAUAAGAAGCAGACGCAAGCAACAGUGUGUAGCGCAGCCCAGUUCAUCCAUCUUUUAAUCUUUUUAAAACAAAAAUACAACAUGUCUUCGGAUUUUGAAGCUUACGAGCAGGACUUUGGCACCCUCACCGCGGAAAUAACCAACAAAGUUGGACGAAUACCUAAGCUAGCCGGUGAGGAGAAGACACAGCUGGUUCUAAAUGUCGACAAACAGCUUGAAGAAGUCAGAGAGUUGCUCGAGCAGAUGGACCUGGAGGUUCGAGAGAUCCCGAUUCAGAGCCGAGGCAUGUACAACAGCCGUCUGAAGAGCUACAAGCAAGAGAUGGAGAAACUUGAGAAAGAUUUUAAAAGGUCACGUAUUGCCUACAGUGAUGAGGUGCGGAACGAGCUCCUGGGGGAUGAUGCGAGCUCCUCGGAGAGUCAGCUGAUAAAGUUACGUGAAGAGAGAGCACAUCUGUUGGACAACACAGAGAGGCUGGAAAGGUCAUCUCGGAGGCUGGAAGCUGGCUACCAGAUAGCAGUAGAAACCGAGCAAGUUGGACAGGAGAUCCUUGCCAACCUGAACACCGACCGUGAGAAGAUUCAGAGAUCCCGCGACCGGCUGAGAGAGACGGACGCUAACUUGGGCAAGAGCUCUCGGAUCCUGACCGGCAUGCUGAGAAGGUAAGAGUAAGGAUCAUUCAGAAUCGUGUCCUGGUCUUCAUCCUGGGCGCCAUCAUCCUCCUCACCAUCGUCUUGGCCAUCUAUUUCAAUUUGCGAGGGCACUGAUCUCCACUGACUGGCCCUAUGCGUGCAUGUGUGAGUGUGUACGAGCGUGUGUGUAAGAUUAAUAGUGACAAAAGUGUUGGGCUGGAGUAAUUAGGACAAAUUGUUCACAUGAAUCAUUCCUGGUGGGCAGUGACAGGGGGCCUCUCCUCGCUGCUCUCGAGCGGAGCGGGACCGUGUCUACCCUCUCUCUCCUUAUAUUUAUGCUGCGUCCAUUACUUUUAAAACUUACCGACCCAGAGAGAAACCCGGCACGGAUGUGUGGACACAAGGACCAUGAUGAGAACAUCAGAUGGAUGAAGAACAGGAAGACGAACAUCAACCUAUGUCAUAACCUGCUGUUUAAUGUUUAGUUUUGAGGGGGGGUUGUAGGCGGGAAAAGGGCAUGAGAGCCAAAAGGUACUGGAAAAUCCUAUCCAUCAGGUAUAUGUGUGUGUGUGUGUGUGUGUGUGUGUGUGUGUGUGUGUGUGUGUGUGAGAGAGCCGUACACAAGGCAAGGCCCCCGGAGCAGUACCAUUUAGCACACGGUGCAGAAUCACACACUACACACAGCCCAAAGGUCACACGCCCGUCUCUCAGUCCCCCUUCAUCCAGGAUUAGUAGCUUCUCACGCUGUUCCUCUAAGGUCAGCAAAGACCUCGCAUGUGUUUAGUUAAACCAGCAGGACUGCUUUGAACAAGAAAAUAUCCAUGUCCACUCUUACCUUUACUAAUCAAAUCUGACAGCAUGAUAGUAACUGUAGUCAGUCGUACUAAUAAGAAAUGUAUUUCCUGUAUUUAUUUGUCAUUUCAGAUGAAUUGUACUGUAUUUUUCGCUGUAUCUUUCUUUCAAUUUAUCUGGAAUUUGUUUUAGCCAUUAAUGUUUGACAUUAAAAUCACAUAAUUUGUCUCUACUGU
Molecule: messenger RNA, 1682 nt
Organism: Rhinichthys klamathensis goyatoka
Lineage: Eukaryota; Metazoa; Chordata; Actinopteri; Cypriniformes; Leuciscidae
Gene: vti1a
Product: vesicle transport through interaction with t-SNAREs 1A
Exons: 9
Coding region: 104-688 (194 amino acids)
Biological process (GO): Golgi to vacuole transport; intra-Golgi vesicle-mediated transport; macroautophagy
Cellular component (GO): Golgi apparatus; SNARE complex; endoplasmic reticulum membrane
Molecular function (GO): SNARE binding; SNAP receptor activity
Source: RefSeq, a predicted model, not a curated record